AUGAGCUCGACACAAACCGACCCAGUGACGAUGCAAGAGCCAGCAGCAGUCGACAAUACCCUCGACGACAUCUUUGGCUCUUCACCACCCCAUGAAUCAGCAAGAAUUGUCCAAGAGACGCAGCCAGAGGCCAUGAAGGGCCAAGAGCCGUCCGAUCUCCCCUCCAUGCGCCGUCAACAUGUCACAGCCGGAUACCGUGAUGGAAUCUCUGCAUCAAAAGGAGAACAUGUUCAAAAUGGAUUUGAUGCGGGGUUUCCAGUCGGAGCACAAUUGGGUAUGAGAGCCGGGACUGUCCUGGGGAUAAUGGAAGGGGUGUUGCGCGGAUAUGAGAGUCGGGCCUCGGCCGCGGUGGUGAAAAAGCAACCCCAGCGUGGGGCUGCUGGGGGCAAGGAGUCCGAAGAGGCUAUCGAGGCACGACGGGUGAAAAGGGAGCAGAUUUUGAAGUUGUACAGAAGCGCUGUGAAGGAGCUGGAUGUGCAGGCUGUCUUUGCGGGGAUGGGUGGGACAUUGGGGAACAUGAUGGAGCCGCAAGAACCCAGGGACAAUGAAGGAGAGGAGGAAAGUGCUGAGGAUCAGCUCGCUCGAAAAGGUGGUCCGGUGGUUUCACAAUGGGAGGAUAGGGUCAUGGUGGCUCACUGGGAACAGAACAUGGACGCCCUCGAAGAGAAGGAGAAGGAAGGAGAGGAUGAGAGCAACGAGCAGAGCUGA
This is a messenger RNA of Aspergillus wentii DTO 134E9, 708 nucleotides long. RefSeq names its product Yae1 family protein. Bases 1 to 708 code for a protein of 235 amino acids. The record is from RefSeq and is a predicted model, not a curated record. NCBI's taxonomy places the organism in Eukaryota, Fungi, Ascomycota, Eurotiomycetes, Eurotiales, Aspergillaceae. The transcript has a single exon.